AUGGCAGAGCAGAGAGCACAAGAUGUGGUAAACCAAUCUCAGUCGGUGGGCGAUCUUUCGCCUUCCGACGCACCUGCGACCACAUCUACACCUGAUAUCAAAGUGUCUGGGGACGAUAUUGGCAGGAGUAAUGUUGUGGUGGAAACAGAGAUUGCGCCAAAAGAGAAUGGACUCCACACAGUGUCAAGUCUCAAAAUGGAAGAUCUCGAGGAUGGUUCUGUCCGCUCAGACACAGAUACGAGCCGCGCCGAGGGGAGUGUCGCCGGUGACAAAGCCACGGAACCCAAACCUUUGAAGAAAUUCGCUGCGAAACCCAUCACCUUCGCAAAGUAUGCGGUGCCCAAGGUCAAUACUGCGGGCGCCGCUGCAAAAGCCAACGAGAAAACACCUACGCCCCAUUCCUCAACCUCGUCACUCGCCCAGGCAGGGCGUCCACGAUUAGUGGCAAAAGCUGCGAGCUCCUUACAGUCCAAGACAAAACCGUAUCAGAGCGCCAGCCCGGAUCCCAUGCAGGUAUGGAACAAAAACAGAGUUACCCCACAACCCUCCACGAAGCACUUGACCGAUGAAGAGCUUAAGCAGCAAUACGGAAUCCAUCUGACCUCCCGAAUUCAAGCGGACACUGAAGGGAAAGAGGCGAAGUGGGCAGAUAUUGAUGACGAUGAAGAUGACUGGGCUCCAGAAACCAUUGAAUGGAACGACGGCACCAAGAGCACACUGACUCAUACCGAUGUCACUCUUCAACCCGCACAGAAGCCCGCGUCUCCUUCCGACGCCGGAGAUAAGUCAAAACCUAUCAAUGCCUCGAAGCCCACCGCACCUCAAUUCGCAAGCUCAGUCGGUCCGAAUGCGACCGUCCUCAAACUGGGCGCAAAUGCCGAACGUCAGCAGGCGCAGAAGGCCGCGACUCUGCAGGCCAAGACCACUACCGACAAACCAUCAAUCCUUACGAAGGCGACUCCAGCACCCGCUCCAGCGAAAUCCCCAUGGGCUGCCUUGCCUCCGGUUGACAAAAUCUCUCCAGUUUCGAUCAAUCCUCAACCAAUACCCCCCUCGGGCCGAUUUCUGCCCAACCACGCAUAUGGGCAAAGUCCAUCGUCAGUAACGGCGCCAUCGCCGGCCAGAGAGAUCUCGGCGGAUGACUUCAAUCGCUCAUGGCGAGAUUCAGUACCAGGUCAACAACGAGAAUUGUAUGUACCGAAUUCUGGCCGCUAUGAAGCCGUGCCGGAACCACGACGACGGAUGUCAAGGAAUGAGCAAGGAUUCCGGGCACCUGCUUUGUUGCAGAGGCCUGCCCAAAAUGAUCCCCACGCUCCUGCAGAACCUUCACCAGCCUUCCAGACCAAUCGAACAAGCACCGAUCAAGCUCGACGUAGAGCGUCGUCUACCAUUUCCGGGGGUAGUGGGCAAUUCGGCCGAAGGAUGUCCAUAAAGUCAGGAGAACUGCCUGCCCCGAGCGUUGAUACUCAAAGACAUGAAUCCGAACCUGCAAUUCGGCCAACUUCAAGAGAUGGCCCGCUUUCCGCAACUCAAACACCGACAUAUCAGGUUCAUGGGACGGGUGAUUCCAUAUCUGUCCCCGCUACCUCUGCAACGGAUGCGGAUAUUGAAGCUCAACGAGCUCAACAAAGAGCUUUGAUGAAAGAGAACAUUGAACGGGCCAGAAAGCGCAAGAUAGAAGAAGAACAACGUAUGGAAGCGGAGAAACAAGAGCGUAUUCGUCAGAAGCUGGCGUCCCUCGGGCCCGACCCCAAGCUUGCUAAAAAGUCAGAGGAAGCCGGAAAAGAAAAAGGAGCCUCGGGAAAUGAAGGAAAGAAGGACAAUCAGCCGUCUCCUAUAUCUGCACACCCCGUUGCUGCCAAUGUAAACACGACCACGACCACGACGACUACUCAUUCCCCACCCAAACCACCCCAGCCGCUUGCUUCUGGUGAGCCACAACAGUACGGCAUGAUGAAGGUGCAUCCCUUGGACUCGGUCAAAAAGAUGGCUACUUCAUUACCCCGACCUCCGGAGCCACAAAGGUUGCCUGUUCGGGAAAAGGUCGAAACCGGCACAGCUGAUCAAGCCAAGCAGGAAACACUCCAAGUCCCUUCUCCCACCAUCAACGGUGUCAGGACUGUGCCGGAUGUGCGACGAACCAGCGGCCAAGAGCCAGCUCCCGUUUCUGAGCCGAGUCCCAAAUUACCUAAACCGAGUUCAGUUGCCAACGAUGCAAGAAGCGGAUGGGGAGAUGUACGCCAUGAUCAUCGUGCCGCCCAAUCGGCCAACCUUUGGGGCCUGCCCAACAACAAGGCUCUCGGAAACGGCACCUUUGAUUCAGGGCUGGCGGGAUAUUCGCCGCAAGAUCUGUCAAGGACAUCAUCCACCGCAGCCGGGUGGAUGAAUGGUCGAACGCCUCACUCCGGCCGUUCCCCCCAGAUACAGCAUGUCAAUCACAUCCUGGCAGACAACAGAUCGUACUCGUAUCAGUCCGUGACCUCUCCGGAUCAGGGUCCGCUCGCAGCUGAUAGUGAGGCUGACUCGCUAUUUCCUGCGACAAAACCUGCGCCUAUCGCUCCACCACAACCUCAACAAACCCAUCCCGGCAUGAAUGGCUUGCCCCCGGGGCAGAGGCAAAACGGCGUGGACUCUUGGAACAACUUCCAAGCGGCUGCAAAUCAACAAGAACGCGCAGAAAAUGAGCGGAUACAGCGGGAGAUGACAGCCAGGCGCGAAGAGGAAGUUCGGAGUGGUAUCCGGCAAGGCCCUGGUUACACCUUCAAUGAGACAUGGAAGCAGGUGCAGGUUGGCGAUCAGGCAGCACGAUCAAUUUCGGGCGUCACGCAGUCAUCCGUGCCCGCAUCCAACGUCUUUGGUGCCGUAGGGUCGUUGCCUAGCACGGAUAUCGGCCCACGGACGAUGCAUGGACCUCCUGGUCGAGGCUCGAGAUUUUUCCCUCAACCCAUCGGACCGCAACAUCCGCUUCAUGAUCGACGUGCAGUCACUUACAGCCACCCCGAGCCGCCGAGAACACCAUCACCGCCUCCCGCAGAGGAAUAUGCCAGCCUUCACCCUGCUUUCGACGGAGACUUCACCCGGCCAGUUGUGCACUUCCCACAAAAACCUGUGGUCAAGUUACCACCCACUAUGCCACCCACACCUCCGAGCCCUGUUCACGUCCAGCUUGACCCAGCCCCGGCUACGCCACUGACUUGGGCGGCAAGAGUCUCCAUGCCACCACCCCCUCCCCCGGCAGCGCUCCGCUCAGUCUCCACUCCGAUCGUUCAGAAUCCUUCGUGGCAGGAACGGUUUAAUGGCUUAUUGGGCAAGAAGAGCUCCCCUGUACGGGAAGCUGCUCAGCCAGCUGGAACAGUUCUUGCAGUUGCGUCGUCGACUAGAGAGCCUCUUGACGUUCAACAUGUACUCGUUCCAGCUGCCUCAGUUUCGCUUCCUGUUGAAGCCGGGUCAGCAGCCACGCUAGCCAGCGACACGUCGGUCACGACUAAGGAUGUCGAGAGUGAAGAUGAUCUUUUUGAGGACAGAGAGCUGGGCUCAUUGCCCACCAUCAAAUUUCCAUUGGAGACGCCCAUGUUGCCAAUGUCGCCGUUCUUCCCCUCAAAGAUAGUGGCUCCAUCACCGGAGGUUACGUCGGUGGGCCCUUUCAUGGUCAGCAACUGGUUCGAGCGCCACCGUUCCCCAGGUCCCCAGUUUGCAUUAAUAAAGUUUCCUGGUUUGUCGAAGGCCAUUAAAAAGGAGUUGCCCGUGCGAGUAUCGUCAGCGGCUCAUGUUGGCGGUAAGCAACGCUUUGGGAGCGGCCCUCCCAGCUCGUCGGGUUCUUUUGGCAGCAAAGGUUAUCGGAACAGAGGCGGACCACGGUCGAGGCAGGCAUCGAAGGCUCAUUGA
Molecule: messenger RNA, 3885 nt
Organism: Fonsecaea erecta
Lineage: Eukaryota; Fungi; Ascomycota; Eurotiomycetes; Chaetothyriales; Herpotrichiellaceae
Exons: 3
Coding region: 1-3885 (1294 amino acids)
Source: RefSeq, a predicted model, not a curated record